Molecule: messenger RNA, 775 nt
Organism: Arachis ipaensis
Lineage: Eukaryota; Viridiplantae; Streptophyta; Magnoliopsida; Fabales; Fabaceae
Source: RefSeq, a predicted model, not a curated record
UGAGGAUCGCCGGACUCGUACGCGACGGACCAAGUUGCCAUGGCGAUCUACGUCACUUCAGAAGCACUAUAACUUCCUUGCCCCAGUAUAUAGCGACGGCGUUGUCCAUGAGUCGAAACUGCUUGCCAUGAAUGCCAAAAAAAUACCGAAGGCCUUCAAGUUGGCGUUCUUGCCGACGCGCAGCAUGGAUCUUACUGGAGUUGAGCUUGCUGUGGCUGCAUACAUCUUCAGCAAAGAUCUCCCUAACAGCGAAAUUCUAGCUGAUGUCGGCCACUGCGUUGCAGACAGGACGGCGUUACUGAUGCUUGCCCCAAAUGAAAGGGUCAUGGAUGACGUUAUUUCCGUCGUGGCCAUGAUGUUGUCAAAGACAUCCAGCUCUCACCAAUGGUUCAUGCCGACAAUGAUAAUGCAAGAUGCACUGCAAGGAACACGUCUGACGCAGGCUAACUUGGACGCGGUUGUUUGCAACCAUAUGAGGUGCAAGGUCGACAAGGUGACUGAGAUAUUCCAACCCAUGUGGACCGACGGACAUUGGUACCUGAUGAUUAUUGACGUAAGACGCAAGAAGCUUAUCUACUACGACUCACUCAAGUGUACAUGGGAGACGGAAGGCAGAAAGCUUGCUAUGACGCAAGUGGCAGUGCAUCUGGAAUCGCUAACUAUUGGAAGCAAAUGGCUAUCUAGUAGCAAUGCCGAAAGACCGCGAUUUUUGUCGUACGAGUACGAGGAGCCUGUGGUUUCUCAGCAACAUCAGCGCUCGUGAGUUGCCCCUUAA